AUGACAGCGUGGCACCGCUGCGAAAUACGCGUGCAGCGGAGGGGGUGCUGUGCCAUCCAUCCGCGGUUCGGUGGCGUGGCUCGGGGAAAUUAUUACAAUCAAGGAGAGAUUCGCAAGAAAGAACUGGAACAGAGUUGUUUUCUUCUGGGGAUUCCUGCUUCCGAUGUAACAGUCCUUGAUCACAGGGAUCUUCCAGAUAAUCCUGCUGUUGAAUGGGACACACAACUCCUCACAGCCUUUGUGCUAAAGCAUAUAGAAGCCAAUAACAUCAACCUGGUGGUAACCUUUGAUGCAGGAGGAGUGAGUGGUCAUGCUAACCACAUUUCUCUUUACGCUGCUAUAAGGUACCUGCAUUCAGAGCGGAAGUUACCUGAAGGGUGCCGUGUGCUCCUGCUUGAAUCAGUGAAUCUCUUCCGGAAGUACAUCUCCGUGCUGGAUGUACCCGUUUCCUGCCUCCUGCCCAGAGAUGCACUCUUCAUACUCACAGAGGAGGAGACUGAACAAGCCAGGAGAGCCAUGCGGUGUCAUCGCAGCCAGCUCCUCUGGUUUCGCCACAUCUAUAUGCUUUUCUCACGUUAUAUGAUGAUCAAUUCACUCCGUCUUCUGUAAAAGAAACGCCGCUCACAAAUUCAGGAGUAAAAGAAUGAGCAAAAAAAAGACCGUGUCAGGCCAAGGACUAAAGAAAACUCACCUGUUACGUGCUCAAGAGGACAGGAUUCUCUUUGUGUAGCAUUCUCUCAGACUACAAAAAACAGGCUGUAUGAACUUGCUUCUGAAUAUCUUGUUGCCUGAUACAUUAAGAUGAACAGGGUUUAACAACUACUCUAUUUUCUCACUGUAGAAGCUUAAAUAGGAUAAGAAAUUUGGAUUAACCUAAUUAGGAGUAAAAUGCAGGAGUAUUCUGCAUUGGAGAAGAUAUGGCACAAACUGUUUUUUCCCAAGAGGAUAUAGCUGCGAGGACUGCUUGGCAACUAUCUCUUGGUGCUUUUGUAAAAUCCAAGUAUCAGGAGUGACUUUUCAAAGAUCAUGCUAUCGCCACAGAUAAAACCAGAACCACAAGACCUGUCUUAAUUCAGUCAGAACUUUAAAAAGCCAAAGCUUAUGAAUAAAACAUCAGAAAUCAUACAAAUUUCUCUAAUUGCACUGAUCUUUGCUGCUACUGCUGCU
This is a messenger RNA of Pygoscelis adeliae (Adelie penguin), 1167 nucleotides long. It is a transcript of the gene PIGL, whose product is annotated as phosphatidylinositol glycan anchor biosynthesis, class L. Bases 1 to 609 code for a protein of 202 amino acids. Gene Ontology annotation, cellular component: endoplasmic reticulum. Gene Ontology annotation, biological process: GPI anchor biosynthetic process. Lineage: Eukaryota; Metazoa; Chordata; Aves; Sphenisciformes; Spheniscidae. Gene Ontology annotation, molecular function: N-acetylglucosaminylphosphatidylinositol deacetylase activity. The transcript is spliced from 7 exons. The record is from RefSeq and is a predicted model, not a curated record.